GGAGGGAGGGGGUAACUACAAAUGCUCUUGGAGCAUCUGGAUCUCCUCAGUGCUCCUUCUGCUGCAGCCCAUCUUCCAUCAUGGCCUCCUUCAGCUCCUCCGCCCAAAAUGCUUCCUCUUACCGACGCCACUUCGGACACGGAGCCUACGCCUCGCCAUCGCUCAACCGCUCGCUGCUCGGCCACGGCUCCACAGGGGGCAACGUCUCCUCCAGGGUGUACGAGGUGACUCGCAGCAGCUCCACCCCGGCGUACCGUGUCUCCUCCGGUCUCUACGGAAAACCUCAAGCAUCCUCUUCCUCCCGAGCCUCCGCCGGAAGAUGCUACGCAGGAAUGGGCGAGACGCUGGACUUCAGCCUGGCCGACGCCAUCAACCAGGAGUUCAUGACGACAAGAACCAACGAGAAGGUGGAGCUGCAGCACCUGAACGACCGCUUCGCCAGCUACAUCGAGAAGGUUCGCUUCCUGGAGCAGCAGAACCAGGCUCUGGCGGUGGAGGUGGAGCGCGUUCGAGGCCGCGAGCCGACACGCAUCGCCGACCUUUACGAGGAGGAGAUGAGCGAACUGAGGAGGCAGGUGGAGAUCCUGACCAAUCAGAGGGCUCGGGUGGAGAUAGAGCGAGACAACCUGGGGGACGACGUCGACAAGCUGAAGCUCAGGUCGUCAGCGAGUCGACGCAGCACCAGCAGGACAUCAUGUAACCAUCUGCAGAAACAAGAGAAGAAGAAACAACAACACAACGAGUCCCUGAUGAGGCAGAUGCGGGACAUGGAGGACCGUCACGGGCGCGACGCAGGAGGCUUCCAGGACAACAUCACUCGGCUGGAGGUGGAGAUCUCCAACAUGAAGGACGAGAUGGCGAGACACCUCCGAGAAUACCAGGAUCUGCUCAACGUGAAGAUGGCGCUGGACGUGGAGAUCGCCACCUACAGGAAGCUGCUGGAAGGAGAGGAGAGCAGGAUCACCUUGCCUGUGCAGAGUUACUCCACCCUGAGCUUCAGAGAGACCAGCCCUGAGCACCAGCGCAACUCUGAGCUGCAUUCAAAGAAAACCGUCCUCAUCAAGACCAUCGAAACCCGCGAUGGAGAGGUAAAAUAA
Molecule: messenger RNA, 1097 nt
Organism: Notothenia coriiceps (black rockcod)
Lineage: Eukaryota; Metazoa; Chordata; Actinopteri; Perciformes; Nototheniidae
Product: desmin
Exons: 7
Coding region: 81-1097 (338 amino acids)
Biological process (GO): skeletal muscle organ development; intermediate filament organization
Cellular component (GO): Z disc; sarcolemma; cell-cell junction
Molecular function (GO): structural constituent of cytoskeleton
Source: RefSeq, a predicted model, not a curated record